This is a messenger RNA of Penicillium brasilianum, 312 nucleotides long. Lineage: Eukaryota; Fungi; Ascomycota; Eurotiomycetes; Eurotiales; Aspergillaceae. The record is from the annotation of a GenBank genome assembly.
AUGCCUAACCGGGUCACCAAGGAGAAGGCUAAGCCGCGCAAGGCUCCCGAGUCGAAAUUCAACAGCAAGGAUACCACUGAUAACAGCCUCGUGCUUCUCUGGCUUUGCGUCAACAACAUCAGUGGAGACCAAAUCAACUUUGACGCUGUUGCUGCCGCGCUCAACAUUACAACCAUUGCUGCAAAGUUCCGCUUCCGCCGCCUGAAGGACAAGAUGGAUGCUAAGAUGAAGGCCUUUGAAGAAUCCAAGGAGGCAAAGCCUGAGUCCGCAACCAAGCCGGCCCAGCCAGCGAUGGAGCCUGCGGACAUUUGA